AUGUGUUACAAUUGUGAGCAAGAAAGUGCAAAAAAUGAGACUUUUGACGAUUUAUUUGACCACAAAACGAACAAAUCAAGCGAGAACAAUACAAUCAAAUUAGAUAGAAUAACGCAACCCUCGGCCCAAACCCAACACAUCGAACGCGCCAUCAAUUCACCAAACUCGACUAAGCCCCAGUCCGAAUUCAGGCCUAGCCCACACCUGGAAACCUACUACGAAUUUAACAAAUUUCCAGUGCCCCCGGCUUUGCCCGAAGCCAAGCAUUUUUCACAUUUGAAUUUUGGCGAGUCUUUACCACACUGGCCUACGGAGUCUCCCUGGUCGUCAAAAAUUAAAUUCCCAACGACUUCACCGGUACCAACCACCAAAGAACGCCCUUAUGAGUUUUACAACGCGGAGAAAAGCACCGGAAAAUCGUACAACGUACCGACAAAAACCGACCAACUUGUGCACAAAAACCACUUCGAUUUUAGCGCCCCGGUACCACCCAGUGGCGGGUCCAAGCUGGGCGCUAUCGCGACACCCGAGCAUGACGCUCUGGGAAGCCCCUGGAAGAAAAUAAUCAAAUUUUUGACGGCUUUCAUCCCCAUUGGGUUGCUGAUAAGUGCGCUAACGCCGACCGUGAUAACGGUCCAGUCAAUGAACGGGACACAGUUGAGGUCACGAGCGGAAAAGUCGGACCAGCCAGCGAACAAAUUGCUUUCUUCCCUCAAUUAUUUCAAUUCGGUUGGGUGCGAAGACCGGAUUUUGUGUGAGUUGGUACUGAGCGCAAGUACCACUCAAAACGCCGAGCAACACAUUGAGAACCUGCUCAACACUUUCACUGAAGAUGGAAAAGCGGUCGAGAAAGCCGAAGAGAUGAGAAGGAUCUUCGAGGCGGUUAAACGGCAAGACUGCCGGCCUAUUAUUUGCAAAAAUAUGAAAGACAAGACGUAAUUGUGAAAAAAUGACUGGGACGGCCACAUCAUGCGAGUCGUCGAUUUAGACUAAUUGGAUUUACGGUUAUUUGCAAUCAGCGAGUGAAAUUACUCUCACCCUAUUUUUCCAAUUUGGAGUGAUUCUACAAUAAAUAAGUAAAACAAUGUUAUGUAUUUGUUACGGCACCUAUUUGUUUAGUUCGCAAAACCGAUUCGGCGGCUCUGUUAUUUAACAAUAGUUAUGUUAUGAUAAUAGCCCGAAUUAGGAAGCCCAUUAAAGCGUUCCGUUCUAUUUCGGCCCAAUAAAAAAUAAUUUGCCGAAAAUCGCCGUGAAAAAGCCACUCGUGUAUAACAAAGAUGCAAUAAUUGUCUAGAAAGUGACCACAUGUCCUCGAAAGUAAAAAAAUUAAACGUGAUAAAGUAGGUAGGUAUUCAUCACUAACAACUUUCCUGACAUUCCUAUGCAUAAGCUAUACUUUACUCAACUGACCACAUCAAUAUCCAUCUCAUUUUUCACGAUUUUUCGCCGCUGCGCAAAUUUCUAAACGUGGCAUAUGUUGGCAACCUUUUAUUUUUAUUGUGAUGAAUGGGCGAAUAAUGAAGGAGUAAUCUUCUGUGGCGUAAACACAUGUUCGGGUUUUUAUUGAUGUCAUGGGAUGCCGACAAGCUCGUUAAAUUUAGAAAAGUACGAAAUAAUUGAUCCCCCAAUUUGCGAUUUAAUUUAAUUAGUGCGUCGAGUGGUAACGAGCACUAAUUAAUUAGCAAAUUUGUCAAACUUUCCAUUUUACCUAGAAUUUCCAAGUUUUAUGUGCCAAUACCAAGGGGAAGGUCAGGUCUGAUUUUAUAUAACUCGUUCGGCCAAUCUUUUGCGGUCAUCUUGCGCACAAAAACAAAUACAAAUUCGAUAGCGUUUAUGAUUUAUUUCGUUUGGUGUCGCGGAGAAAAUUAUUAUCUCUAAUAACAUCUAUGAUAUUGCUAAUUUCGUUGCAGACACUUAACACAGUUGUUUAAUUAUAAUUCAACGUCCACAUUCAUUAUUUUUACUGUUGACAUUCGUGUCAGAGAAAGAUGAUUUUGUGCCACGAAGGAAUCUUACCAGAAAUACAAGACCAUCAAACUUAUUUAAAUAUAGGUCUCCAGAUAACUUAAUUUAGGUGCAUUCUGUUUUGACAGAGCCUCUAAUAGAAAUCAAAAGGGAUUAAGGUCACGAAGUGCUCGCAAAUAACUGGCCUUUUAUCCGAUUUAUCGAAUUGUUUUUUUAUCAUCCGUUACUCGCAAAGUAGCUGAUCUUGUCCAGUGGUUGCAAUUUUGCCUUAUCUUGUAAACUCCGUUACUGCUGAUAAAAAUUUUUCGUGCUUUAAAAGUCUGUUGUUUUAACGUUUCAAGACAAAAAGUUAAUAAAUAUUUUUAACAAGAUUAUUAGUGUCAUCACCGUCGCUAUUAAUGGAUGCAAAGAAUGUUGAUUGUUGAUUUAAUUAUUAUUAUUUUAAAAAACACUGUAGGCAACAUAAGACAAACAAAUUCUUGCCUACACAUUAUGCAAAUAGUGAAAACCGACCAACUGCUAUUUAUUGUAGGUCACUAAAUUUAUCUAUAUUAAUUUUAUACACACAGUUUGAAUUGUAAAGUUGUGUAAAAUGUGUUUUAAUAAAAUGUAUAAAAGAAUGAAU
Tribolium castaneum (red flour beetle) is the source of this 2590-nucleotide messenger RNA. RefSeq lists its product as uncharacterized. The coding region runs from base 1 to 939 and encodes 312 amino acids. The record is from RefSeq and is a predicted model, not a curated record. The transcript has 4 exons. NCBI's taxonomy places the organism in Eukaryota, Metazoa, Arthropoda, Insecta, Coleoptera, Tenebrionidae.